GUGUACUUAAGAUUAGUGCUUCUUUAAUGGUAAAAAUUAUUUUGCCAUGUUAGAAGACACGUUUUCGGAAGAAGACAUCUGGGAAUACAAAUCCAGAAGGAAACCAAAACCAGUACAUGCAAAUAACUGCCCUGAGAAUAUUCCAAAAUCUGUAGAAAAAGCAACAGAUGGAAAAUGCCAGUCAAAGCGUAACAGAAACAAAAGAAGAACUGUGGAAGCUAAAGAGAAGGCAGAGUGCCCUGAAGUGUGCAUCGGAGUAACAGGUAGCCAGACUUCUAUAGUUUGUAGUCAGACUUCUGUCGUUUCUAGUCAGACUUCUAUAGUUUCUAGUCAGGAUUCCAGUUGUGGAGAUGGUACCCAGCAAUCUCAAGGCAAGACCACAGCAGGAAAGCACUGUAGGACUCACAAAACCAAACAGGUGUCUCCAAAGAUCCGUCCGGUGUAUGAUGGAUACUGCCCAAACUGCCAGAUGCCUUUUUCCGCGUUACUAGGUCAAACACCUCGAUGGCAUGUCUUUGAGUGUUUGGAUUCUCUGCCACUCUCUGAAACAGAGUGUCCCGAUGGUCUUCUGUGUACCUCGACAAUUCCUUCUCAUUACAAGAGAUACACUCACCUCCUGCUAGCUCAAAGCAGGGCUAGCAAUAGUCCUCUUAGCAGUCCAUCCCAUGGGGUAGGGGGUAGUUUCAGUGAGACUAACUCAGGCUUUCUUUGUAGCCUUGAGGAAAGAUGGUCUCAGGAUCAAAAACAAACUGAGAACUUUAAAAAUGUUCCAAUUGGUCCCUUGUUCGUGACACAGUGUCUAAAAAAAUCUCAGUCUCCAGCUGAAACCAAGAAAAAGAUUUCCUCUUCAACAACUAUCCCAACGUCCCAACAAGCUCCACAAGUAGCACAAUGUGUUAACGAUGACAAACUGGUAGGAGCUGGUUUGCUUCUCGCCGGAAGACUAGACAGCCAAAACAACUCAGAACACACCAAUUUGCCAUGGCCAGAAAAUGACUUGAGCGACUGUGAAAUCUCCUAUUCUCCUCUUCAAAGUGAUGAAGAAACUUACGAUACAGAUGAAAAGCUGGAUGAUGCACAACAGGAGCUGUUUUUUACAGAAAGCUCUAAAGGUGGCAGCCCAGAAGAAGAUGACAACGGCUGUACUUUGUUUAAAAAUGUCCACUGUCCCUUACUGAGGAAUCAGCAGGAGAGUGGCUCCGAAAUGAAUAGCUUCUUAACUCAAGAGAGAUACAAUGAAGAAUUGUAUACAUACGGCACUCUGAAUGAUUCAUCUCAACCUCUUUUCCCAAAUGAGGGGAUUAUUUUAUGUCAUGAUCCAGCAUAUACUGAUGAUGGUUUCUUCUUGUUUCCACCUGCAUUGGCAGGGGGACUUGCUUCUUCUAGUUGUCAGGCCACUGCAGCAAAACCUGAUGAGCCAGAAGUUCUCUCCUCUCCAUCAAAUAAACAAAAACAGAUAAUUGAAGAAUCAGCUGUUUACAAUCACAUUUCUCUUCCAUUACUUAAGAGUAAAAUGCCGAAAGCUUUUGAAAGCCAGGCCCGAGGAGGGUGUCUUUCUUUCCAUCCAACCCAAAGUAAAAUUAGAGAAUUACCAAGUAAGAACUUCAGUACUAAGAAUAAUGCUGACUCAGCAUGUUCCUGCAGAAAAGCAUUAGGUGGUAAGCGAGACAGUCAAGUUGCAGUGCUAAAUACAGAGACAUUUUCGAGGACAGCUACUUCGGCUAAGUCUUUGAACAUGUUGCCAUCUGGUUCUCAGUGUAAUGCAACACAGAGUUCUACGAAGGUAAUGAAGCAAAUGGAUAUAGGGGUGUAUUUUGGUCUACCACCUAAAAGAAAAGAAGAGAAACCGACGGGGGACAGUGCAUUAGAAGGCAUGAACUCAAAUCCAGGGGUAAGUCCUAAUAAAAAGAGGCCCAGGCAGUGCAAGAGGAAAGCAGAAAAUUCUUUAAGUGAUCCAGAAUUUGAUGCACAGAAUUUAAGUGAGAAUUGGCAAUCUGUGGAACCUUCUAGUAAGAGGGCACGGCAUCAAAGAAAGAGACUUAAAAAGUCAGACUCGCUACAGGAAGGAAUGCCUCAGACGAGGUCAGAUUACCUGAUUAAUAAGACCAAAGCUGGAGUCAAUUUAAGUAAAGACCAAGUUUUCAUAACGUCACCUUGUGGCAGGCUGCAGAGAGGCAACGCGAAAAGCCCACACUCCUCACCUGCAGGAGAGUUGAGAAAAAGGACGUGUCCAUUCUAUAAGAAAAUCCCUGGAACUGGCUUUACAGUUGAUGCCUUUCAGUACGGAGUGGUGGAAGGCUGCACAGCCUACUUUCUCACCCACUUUCAUUCUGAUCAUUAUGCUGGAUUGUCUAAAAACUUCACAUCCCCAGUUUAUUGUAGUGAGAUAACUGCCAAUUUGUUGAAGAACAAACUUCAUGUGGAAGAACAGUAUAUCCAUCCAUUACCAAUGGACACCGAAUGUAUAGUGAAUGGCGUCAAAGUUGUUUUGCUUGAUGCCAAUCACUGCCCAGGUGCUGUCAUGAUCCUCUUUUACCUUCCGAACGGUAACGUCGUCUUACACACCGGAGACUUCCGAGCGGAUCCCACCAUGGAACGUUCUCUUCUCGUGGGCCUGAAAGUCCACACGCUCUACUUAGAUACCACAUAUUGCAGCCCAGAAUACUGCUUUCCGUCUCAGCAGGAGGUUAUCCAGUUUGCCAUCAACACUGCCUUUGAGGCUGUAACUCUAAACCCACGUACUCUUGUUGUCUGUGGCACUUACUCUAUUGGAAAAGAGAAAGUCUUCCUAGCCAUUGCUGAUGUUAUAGGUUCAAAAGUGGGCAUGUCCCGAGAGAAAUAUAAAACCCUACAGUGCCUCAAUAUACCAGAAAUUAAUUCCCUCAUCACUACAGACAUGAGCGAUGCACUAGUUCACCUUCUCCCAAUGAUGCAAAUUAAUUUUAAGGGUUUACAGAGUCAUUUGAAGAAGUAUGAUGGGAGAUAUGAACAGAUUUUGGCUUUCCGACCUACAGGAUGGACACAUUCUAAUAAGUUAACGAGUAUGACAGAUGUCGUGCCCCAGACCAAAGGAAACAUUUCAAUAUAUGGAAUUCCUUAUAGUGAACACAGCAGCUACCUAGAAAUGAAACGUUUUGUUCAGUGGCUCAAGCCCCAGAAAAUCAUACCUACUGUGAAUGUUGGCACCUGGAAAUCUAGGCACACAAUGGAGGAAUAUUUUAAAGAAUGGAAAUUGGAAGCUGGAUAUUGAUGCUACCUCGAAGGACUCCAAAUUAGUUAAGUAACUUAGGUGUAGCAUGUGGGUAGUUAAAUCUUUAGUGAUAUGAAAUACACUUUAUGUGGAAAAACCUCGCAAAGGUCACUCAUAUGGCUUAUUUUCUUAUUUACAUUUGAAUAACUUGGUACUUAGUGCCUCAGCAUCCUCAGUGAUCACUGAGGCUGGUCUCCCUGAAACCCUGGAUCCUUGCCCCUCCCGGUGGGGGCAAUUAUGCUCUUCAUCCAGCCUUCACAGAGGAAAUAAAAGCAGAGUCUGGGACCAGAAAGAUUCAUUAUAAUGAACAAUUAGAUUGAAAACAUUAUCUAUAAGUAAUUAUUUGUCUUUAAAUUUAUUUAAUAUGGGGCAUAUUUUAUGAGAUAAAACUUUUAUAUCAUAUGUAUACUUAAAUAAAAAAUUAAUCUUAA
Eptesicus fuscus (big brown bat) is the source of this 3681-nucleotide messenger RNA. It is a transcript of the gene DCLRE1A, whose product is annotated as DNA cross-link repair 1A. NCBI's taxonomy places the organism in Eukaryota, Metazoa, Chordata, Mammalia, Chiroptera, Vespertilionidae. The record is from RefSeq and is a predicted model, not a curated record. Gene Ontology annotation, molecular function: damaged DNA binding; 5'-3' DNA exonuclease activity. The coding region runs from base 47 to 3250 and encodes 1067 amino acids. The transcript has 9 exons. Gene Ontology annotation, biological process: protection from non-homologous end joining at telomere; interstrand cross-link repair; double-strand break repair via nonhomologous end joining.